AGCUCCAGCUCCGACAGCGACAGCUCUAGCUCCAGCUCUAGCUCCAGCAGCACCAGCUCCAGCGAGGAGUGGUUCCAGGACAUGCCUAAGAUGAACGAGGCCCCCAAGAACCCCAUGCUCCCCUACUUUGUCGGCUACAUGGGCUCCUCCAUCCAGGCUUCCAACCAGAUCAACGCCAUCCAGGCCGUCCAGAAGCUCUGCCAGCAGAUUGCCCACGAGAUCCAGAACCCCAACCAGAUCCCCGAGAAGGCCACCCUUGCCAAGUUCAGCAUCCUGGCCCGCCUGAUCCGCACCAUGGACGCCAAGCAGCUUGAGCAGGCUAGCCAGCAGCUGUACACCUCCGCCUCCUCCAAGAGCGCCAGCCAGAGCCAGAGCGCCACCGAGAAGGUUGCCGCCUGGAAGGCUUUCCGUGACGCCGUCGCCCAGGCCGGUACCGGCCCUGCCCUCCAGCUCAUCAAGGAGUGGAUCCAGAACCACAAGAUCCAGGGUGAGGAGGCCGCCGAGAUCGUCGCCACCCUCCCCAUGGCCGCCCGCGUGCCCACCAAGCAGUACAUGGACGCCUUCUUCGACCUGAUCAAGAAGUCCGAGGUCCAGAAGCAGCAGUUCCUGAACGUCUCCGCCAUCCUGUCCUUCAGCAACCUUGUCCGCAAGGCUCAGGUUGACAACGCUACCGCCCACAACCGUUACCCCACCCACGUCUUCGGCCGCCUUAACCCCAAGAAGGCCUCCGCCGUUGCCCGUGACUACAUCCCCUACCUGGCCCAGCAGCUCAAGGAUGCCGCCCAGAACGAGGACAGCCACAAGAUCCAGGUCUACAUCCGUGCCCUCGGCAACACUGCCCACCCCAAGAUCCUGUCCGUGUUCGAGCCCUACCUCGAGGGCAAGAAGGCCAUCAGCGACUUCCAGCGCCUGCACAUGGUCACCGCCCUGAACAAGCUCGCCAAAGUCUCUCCUAAGAUCGCCCGCCCCGUCCUCUUCCGCCUUUACCAGAACGCUGGUGAGGCCCACGAGAUCCGUUGCAUCGCCGUCUACCUGCUGAUGAAGACCAACCCUCCCGCCAGCAUGCUCCAGCGCAUGGCUGAGUUCACCAACCAGGACCCCAGCAACGAGGUCCGCGCCGUCGUCAAGUCCGCCAUCGAGUCCGCCGCCAACAAGCUCAACUCCAACAUGCAACAGGAGCUGUCCCAGAACGCUAACGCCGCCGUCGACAUGCUGAACGCCACCAAGUGGGGCCAGCAGUACUCCCAGGCCCAGUUCUGGAGCGAGGAUGUCGCUGGUGACAUGAACCUGGCCUACCAGGCCGCCCUCCUGACCAUCGGCAGCGACGACACCCUCCUGCCCCGCAACGCUUUCCUGAACCUGAACAACAACCUCGGUGGUUACCGCUACAAGUACUUCAGC
This is a messenger RNA of Frankliniella occidentalis (western flower thrips), 1401 nucleotides long. RefSeq names its product vitellogenin-like. Gene Ontology annotation, molecular function: lipid carrier activity. The annotation marks the transcript as partial. Lineage: Eukaryota; Metazoa; Arthropoda; Insecta; Thysanoptera; Thripidae. Gene Ontology annotation, biological process: lipid transport. The record is from RefSeq and is a predicted model, not a curated record. The transcript is spliced from 2 exons.